Mycena indigotica is the source of this 258-nucleotide messenger RNA. RefSeq lists its product as uncharacterized. Gene Ontology annotation, biological process: vacuolar proton-transporting V-type ATPase complex assembly. Bases 1 to 258 code for a protein of 85 amino acids. NCBI's taxonomy places the organism in Eukaryota, Fungi, Basidiomycota, Agaricomycetes, Agaricales, Mycenaceae. The record is from RefSeq and is a predicted model, not a curated record. Gene Ontology annotation, cellular component: endoplasmic reticulum membrane. The transcript has a single exon.
AUGGCCGACAACGAAGACGAGGGCUUUUUUGCGAAUAUUCUCAAGCCAGGCUCUGCUCUUCAGCCGCAAUUCCUUGCCGUUCUUGAUGGCGCAUUUGCCACCCUGCUUGUCAUCCUCUUUGCACUCGUGUUCCUUACGUCAGGAAACCUACACAUCUUUGUCCUCAUUGCAAUCGAACUCGGGCUGUGGGCUUCCGUGAAAUGGUACACGAUGCAUCUAUCAAAGCUCCCUCGGUACAACACGCUAAAAGUACAAUAG